CGCUCUUACGGUCACUGCUGGGUCACUGACAUCUACGAAUAUCAAGAGGACCCCCAUCUUCCGACUGCUUCACAAGCUUGUUUCCCACCUAUUGCGGACCUCGCACUGCUGUGAGGGUUUUUAGGCUUCUAGUUACCUUCGGGACCUGGAUACAAAAUGCAGAGCCCAUACAGAUCAGUUACUGCGACUGGCGUAAUUAGCGCGGACCCAACCGCUCGUACGGGUCCAGAAUCUCUUCUCCACCUAUCAAGCUAGCAUUAAUCACGCAUGUCACGAUGACUGGAGUAUUCAAGUAUUUAUUUCAGAUUUCUUUUCUUGACGUUACCCAUAUCCCACGUCAUGACCCCUACGAAAGCCAUCCGUAUAUCUAUUCCCCAGGCGUUCGACGAACCUGAAGACAAUGAAGGAAACGAGCGAAGGCAAAACCAGUCGAGUGGACAGGGCUCCUCAGGGAUACCCAUUUUUCGCUCGUUUUCCAUCAGCGACAUUUGGAAUCGAAACGAUGGCGCUGAAGAUGUGAAUGGUUCAAAGGCACGAAUUCCCAGCAUUGUACAGUCUUCAGGAGAGGUGUAUUACGCGACGCCACUUCCUAUUCUCUCCAUGGUGGUGCUCUCAAUUGCAAUGUUAACCGAAUUUCUCUCUGCUAAUGUGGCUGGGCCGUUCAUGCUUUUCAUGGUGAAAGGUUUCGGAGUUUCCGCCGAGGAUUCUGAGACCGCGUUCUGGACGGGCAUCUUAGUCGCAAUGUUCUUUCUGACUCAGUUCCUCACGUCGCUAAUUUGGGCUGCACUAGCCGAGAAAUACUCUCCUCGCGCUGUCCUUAUACUAUGUUUACUCGGUAGCGCUCUAUCUACCCUCGCCUUCGGGGCUUCUGAUACCCUUAUGGUGGCGAUGAUCUCCCGUUUGGCACAAGGUGUCUUUGCGGGCUCGAUUGGCGUUACCAAGAGCUCAAUUGGAGCGGUAACUGAUAGCAGUAACGAGGGCAGAGCGUAUGCCAUUUUGGGGUUUUGCUGGGGUUUUGGAGGUGUGUCUGGUGCUGUCAUUGGUGGAACAUUUGAACGGCCCGCUAUGAAAUGGCCAUCUGUUUUCGGAACCAUCCCUUUCUUCACCGACUUUCCAUAUAUGUUGCCUUGUAUGGUGGCAUCCUCGAUCAUGGUGACAGGGUCCUGCCUGGCAUACUUUUUAGGCCCAGAUCUCGGUCCAUGCACAGGCAAGCAGCAUCUAACCCGGGAGAAAAUCACCAUACCUCUCCCCGCCGAAGAAGCAGACGGUGAAGGUAGCAGUCGUUCCAUCAAAAGUUUCCGAUACCUUUCCAAAAAGCUAUCCGGAAUCUUCAAUAACCCUUUCAUCCCGGAUUCAGAAGAACGAAUGCCCCUUCUCUUCGCUCCGCAUACAUUCACACAAAAUCAGACCACGUGCAUGCAGGAUCAACUUCCUACAGGCUCCUCUACCCCUGCCAUCCACAGGAACCUGACUUACGCUUUCACAACACAUUAUCAUGGAUAUCCGCUCGACCGCAAUCAAACGAUGACUAUGGAGAGUAAUCGGUCUAGCUUCAUAGGCCAGCGAUCUGCCCGAGAUGCCACCGUCAACGGUAUCCUCCGUCGGCCAAGGAGCAAUCACAGCAACAGGUCCACACGGAUCAGCUAUACUGACAUUGAGGUCGGAACAGCACCAGAAGACUAUGGGAGGUUAUCAUCCAGCGCUGCAGGAAAGCGACUCAGCCUUAUCGAUCGUGUGGUCCUGGCCAACGAAAAUGCUCAUAUGAGCGGUAUUGCCGAUUUCUGGGUCGCUUCUGCCAUCAGUUUGGAAGGUUCCAAUACAAUCGAUGAUCUCUACGAUGUCGAAGGAGAUGUUGAUACGCAUUCCGACAACGACGACGCCGAUCGUGGGCGAGGAGAUACUCGCAGUAUCUUCUCCCGGCGUUCUGUCAGUAACCAACGCAUAUCAAAGUUGGCCGAUCGCCGCCCAUUCUUUGGUAGACAGAUGUCCGACUCUACGGGUUUCCCUGUGGUGUCGGUACGGAAUAACAUGCCUACUUCACCCGUUCAGACUCGUGCCGUGGCUCAUUCACCGAUUCGCGCAUCAUAUUUCGACUCGGAUAGUAGGUUCUUCCCAAGGACGGAGACGGUUGAUUCUACCAACAAUUUGCGAGUAGAACCCGUUCUACGGCCCAUCAUUGAAUCUCGACGAAUGUCGAAUUUCUAUUCACCGGCCUCCGAUCACGUCGAGGAAGGUUUAGAUGAAGAGGUACGGAUUGCUGGCGUUGCAUUCUACCACUCAUGAUCAGGUCUUCAUGUCUUACUUGGUUACGGCGUAUGAAGGUGGAGGCUUAGGCUUGACUGCAGGGCAUUUCGCACAAUUGAUCGCGUUAAUGUCCGCUUUCCAAAUCUUCUACCAGUUUUAUCUCUAUCCG
Messenger RNA from Marasmius oreades (fairy-ring Marasmius), 2413 nucleotides. RefSeq lists its product as uncharacterized. Gene Ontology annotation, molecular function: transmembrane transporter activity. The transcript has 10 exons. Bases 340 to 2283 code for a protein of 647 amino acids. Lineage: Eukaryota; Fungi; Basidiomycota; Agaricomycetes; Agaricales; Marasmiaceae. Gene Ontology annotation, biological process: transmembrane transport. The record is from RefSeq and is a predicted model, not a curated record. Gene Ontology annotation, cellular component: brush border membrane.